Metschnikowia bicuspidata var. bicuspidata NRRL YB-4993 is the source of this 882-nucleotide messenger RNA. RefSeq names its product Kch1p (gene KCH1). Lineage: Eukaryota; Fungi; Ascomycota; Pichiomycetes; Serinales; Metschnikowiaceae. Gene Ontology annotation, molecular function: potassium ion transmembrane transporter activity. The record is from RefSeq and is a predicted model, not a curated record. The annotation marks the transcript as partial. Gene Ontology annotation, cellular component: plasma membrane. Gene Ontology annotation, biological process: potassium ion transmembrane transport. The transcript has a single exon.
AUGUUUGAUUCAGAGAAAAAGGCAGAAGGCCUUGAUACUUCUACAUUCGACAUUGUAAAAAUUGAUUCCUUCCACAAUACACGAUUUUGGACCGUUCUAUCGUUCGUGUGGGUAUGGAUUGUUCUCAUAUUAAAGAUAGCAAUAUUGGGAGGUGACACGUAUACGUGCGUAAGCAUUUUGGUGUUCAAUAGAUGGGGCACUCUGGACUAUGACGUGUAUGAGUAUAAAGUGGCGAAAUGGAUUUUUACAGGGUGUAUAUUCUUCCGCUUCCUCUUGCUCGCCUACCAAAUUGCCUGGGGAAUCCAUGUAUAUCGCACUCGAAAUAUUGCAUUGGCAUACUUGAAUCACUAUGCUCGGUUGAUGUACGCCAUUCGAAGCUACAACUAUCAAUGUUUGUUCCAUGAGAUUGACCAGGAGGGCUUUUUUGAAUGGGCCUGCUUCCAUGUGUACACGGAACUUGAUAAUGCAUUAGAGGUAUUGGUAGCAGAUUUACCGCGUCAAGUUAUCAAUUUUAUGACGCUUCGUUACUACGCUACAGACGGGGACCUGAACAAUGCGAUAUUGACCAACAUCAAGUCGAUCGCCACCACAAACUUGAGACUUUCGAUCAUCCUAUCAUUCCAGCUUUGCACCAUGGUUCUCUUUCUUUUCUUUUUCUUCAAGUUUCUUCUUGCAAUAGUUCUUUACAUUCCAAUCAAAGUGAAAGUUGCUCAUCGAGGCUUUCGUCUGUUGAAAGCAUUUUGCUAUAAAUCUGUGAAUGAAAAUGUUCGCUUUUUGGUGAAGCGGAACCAUAAACCACGCACACAGAUCCUCAAUGAAGGACUAAUGGACAUCAAAGAAAUCCAAGCAAAUCUGCUCCUAGCUUCAAACUCCACAUUCGAU